GCCAAACAUCCCAACCUCGUUUAGAGACAUGUCGCUGUCUUCCGUCCCGUGAACGACAUUAGAACUACGCGCCUCGAGGCUUUACACCAUCGUGCCUCGGCCCUUUGAGGCGCCCCACCGUCCGGAACCUGCAAGAGUACUGCAACUGGUGGUCGAAUCGUAACAAUGGCUUUCCUUCGACAUACCUGGACACUUACGAAGAAGAACUUGAAGGUUGUCUUCCUCCGAGCAUGGUUCUUCACGAGUGUUCGUGCCUUCUGGGCACCAAUCAUUUUUAUGUUCUUUAUUACUUACGCAAAGAAUUUCUUCGUACCUCCGUCUGAAUAUGGUAUUGGCAGACCUGUUCCAAUUCGAAGCUUUACCGACGCCCUCAACGACGCCCAAGGAAAUCGCGACACUGUUGUAUUCAUAAACAAUGGACACACCGGAGGUGACAUCGAGCAGGUCAUCAACAAUCUGGCGGAUACGGUACGAGGUGCCGGGAAGAUAGCACAAGUUGCGGAACAGGACUCGGAUCUUCUUACAAUUUGCGAAAGCUCCCUUCGUGGCGCAAGUACCUGCUUCGGAGCUAUCAAUUUUCAUUCGUCGCCUUCUGAGGGAGAGGGCCAGGGUUGGAAUUACACCCUGCGUGCCGAUGGCUCACUUGGAGAUCGUAUUUUCGUGGAUAGGACAAACAACGAUGUCGAGAUUUAUGUCUUGCCACUCCAGAAGGCCGUAGACUCGGCUAUCGCAUCCCUCAAUGGAACCAACCAGAUCGAAACCAUCGACGAAUACCCUUAUACCGAGCGGACUCCAGAAGAGCUGGCCGAGAGGAUACGAACUCUGUACAUGGGAGCGCUGAUUGAUAUUAUGGCAGUCGCAAUCUACAUUGGUGUCUGUGGUGUAACAUAUCAAUUGACUGGACAGAUGGCUCUGGAGCGAGAACAGGGUGUUUCUCAACUUGUGGAAGCCAUGACCCCCGCAAAGAAGACCUGGUUUAUCCAAGCUGCUCGUCUGCUUUCAAACCACCUAGCUUUUUCCAUAAUCUACUUGCCUGGGUGGGUCAUUAUGGCUAUCAUUAUUCGUCAGCUCGCAUUUGUCACGACAAGUGUUGGGAUACUCAUUAUAUUUCAUGUUCUCGCUGGUCUUGCCCUUACAAGUUUCUCGAUUCUCGGUGCUAGUUUGUUCCGCAAGGCACAACUCUCCGGUAUCACCAUCGUCAUCGUGGGAAUCAUUCUUGCCAUCAUCUGUCAACUUGCUGGACCGUUCAACACUGCGGCGGUAGCUGUUCUCAGCCUGCUGUUCCCGCCGAUCAACUACGUAUUUUUCAUCAUUUACGUUGCACGGUUCGAGCGCGAACUGCAGCCGACUAACUUAGCUAAGGGCGCUCCUGACUACAAAGACCAUACAUGGACUCUUCCGGGAAUUGCUUUCUGGAUAUUCCUGAUUAUUCAGACAGUCGCAUUCCCUGUACUCGGCGCGAUCAUAGAAAGGGCGCUAUAUGGAACGAUCUCUAAGGAGCGCAAAACCAGCACUUCUUCCCCGGACCACUCUAUCAUCUUGAGAAACUUCUCAAAGCACUGGACGCCAAGCUGGUUCCGGGCUAAUGUACUAUCGAAAUUUGGCAUCAAGCCACCAGAGACUGUCAUAGCCGUCAAUGACUUCAGCAUCAAGGCACGCAGAGGGCAGAUCAUGGUUCUGCUCGGAGCCAACGGCAGUGGAAAAUCUACUACUUUGGACGCCAUUUCAGGUCUCAAUACUAUAACAAAUGGAUCGAUUGAAAUCGACGGUACUGGUGGUCUUGGACUUUGCCCACAGAAAAAUGUCAUGUGGGAUGAGCUCACCGUACUCGAACAUGUUCAAAUCUUCAAUCGGUUGAAGUCUGCAAGCAAGGGUGAAUCGAAAGAGACACUGAUCAAGCUCAUCCGUGCGUGCGACCUGGGACAUAAAAUCAACGCCCAGUCCAAAACGCUAUCCGGCGGACAAAAGCGAAAGUUGCAGCUUGCCAUGAUGUUUACUGGUGGCAGUCGAGUGUGCUGUGUUGAUGAGGUUUCUUCAGGCCUUGAUCCGCUCUCUCGCAGGAAGAUUUGGGAAAUUCUCUUGUCUGAACGUGGCGACCGAACGUUCUUAUUGACUACACAUUUCUUGGAUGAAGCCGAUGUGCUAGCUGACUAUAUUGCCAUUCUUUCUCGGGGUAACCUGAAGACGAAGGGUACGUCUGUCCAGCUCAAACAUGAAGUUGGAGCCGGUUAUCAUGUAACGAUCCCAAAGAACGUGGAAAUUGUACCUCCCGGAGGCGGUGUUCGGAAACCUCCACCAGCUGAUGGCAAGACUAUGUAUUGGUUCCCGGAUGGUAUGGAAGCGACCAAGUACAUCACCCAACUUCGCGAAGGCGGCAUCAAAGACUACGAUUUCAUUGGACCAACCCUCGAAGACGUCUUCCUUGCCCUAGCAGAGGAGGUAAAGGAGAACAAACUCGAUCAGGAAAUGGGUUCGACUGCUAUUGAGGCUCAUUCGAAAGAUGCCGAAGCCAAUGGAUCGUCAGAACAAGUCUCGGAUCUGGAUAAGGGUGUCAACAUGUCUAAAGGCAAAGGUACAUCAAUGGUACAGCAGACCUGGAUCCUGAUGUUGAAACGUUUUACCAUCCUUCGUCGCAACAUGCUUCCGUAUGUUUGCGCGUUCUUCCUGCCAGUCAUCACUGCUGGGCUCGUCACACUCUUCUUGAAGGACUACAAGGCUGUGGGAUGUGAUCCAGCUGCUCAGGCGAAUGACCCAGAAGUUUUCUCACUGGCCUCUGUUGAUCGUUCCAUCCUCAUUCCUGUAGGACCGGGUGGCCUCGUCGAUACAGACUACAUUGCACAACGCGCUGGGAUCGAUACCUCCUCCUUCCACAUUGUUAACACUUUCGAUGAUUUCAACAAUUUCGUCGCAACAAGAUUCCGAAACAUCACUCCUGGUGGUUUCUUUCUCCAAGAGAAUGGCCCUCCAACGAUGGCUUACGUCGCUAACGGCGGUGUAAUCGGUGGUCUUGUAACUCUCAACGCACUCGACAACAUCUUGUCGAACACUACCAUUUCUACCCAGUAUCAACAAUUUGCCGUGCCAUUUGCACCAGGUAUUGGUGAUACGAUGCAGCUAGUCCUGUACUUUGGACUUGCUAUGUGCGUGUAUCCCGCUUUCUUUGCAUUAUACCCAACAGUCGAACGUUUGAGAAAAGUUCGUGCUUUGCAUUACAGCAAUGGUAUUCGUGCUGCUCCUCUUUGGCUCGCAUAUCUGUCUUUUGACUUCUGUUUCAUUGCGCUCAUCAGCGCUAUUACGACGGGUAUCUUCGUAGGUGCUUCAAGCGCAUUUUACGCACCAGGAUACAUAUUCGUCAUCUUCUUUCUGUAUGGAUUGACGUCGACGCUCUUUUGCUACCUUAUCUCCAUCGUUGUUACUUCACAACUUGCAGCCUUUGCCUUUGCUGCCGGUGGUGCAACGUCUUUGUUUUUGAUUUACUUCAUCGGAUAUAUGAGCAUCUUGACUUACGCUCCCGCGUACAACAUCGAUAACUAUCUUAGCAUAUUCAACUGGGCAUACUCUACCAUUGCCCCGUCCGGCAUCCUUCUCCGGACACUUCUCCUCUCAUUGAACAUGUUUGCCUUAUUAUGCAAGGACACCGAGGUUGCAUCCUAUCCUGGAGCGCUGGAUGUUUAUGGCGGCCCUAUUUUGUAUCUCAUUGUUCAGGGUAUCAUUCUAUUCAUUACCUUGGUAUGGUGGGAUAGUGGCUACAAGCCCCCUUUCCUUGCUGGCAGCAAGUCAAAGGCCAAACAUACGGAAGAAAAUAUUGAUGGUCACGUUCCCGCCGUGGCUGCAGAGAUUCAACGCGCAGAGAAUUGUGCAGAUAGCUUACGCGUUCUGCAUCUUCAAAAGACAUUCGGAACCAACCACGCUGUAAACGAUAUCACCUUCGGCAUCCCACAAGGACAAGUUUUUGCUCUCUUGGGACCCAACGGCGCCGGAAAGAGCAGUACAAUAUCCUUGAUCAGAGGCGACAUUCAUCCGAAUAGGAAUGGAGGCGAUGUUCAGAUCGAGGGAAUCAGUAUUGUAGCGAAGCGAGCUGCCGCAAGAGGCCACCUUGGUGUUUGUCCUCAAUUCGAUGCGAUGGACAGCAUGACCGUUCGUGAACAUUUGACCUUCUAUGCGCGUGCUCGAGGCGUGGCUGAUAUUGCUACCAACGUCGAAGCUGUGCUUGCUGCUACUGGCCUCAACCGCUUUUCGGACCGUCUUGCGAACAAGCUAUCUGGUGGUAACAAGCGAAAGCUUUCUCUCGGAAUCGCAUUGAUGGGCAAUCCUUCCGUCCUUCUUCUCGACGAACCCAGCUCCGGUAUGGACGCGGCUGCAAAGAGAGUGAUGUGGCGCACCCUUCUUGGUGUUGCUGCACCUGGCCGAGCCCUACUGAUUACCACUCACUCUAUGGAAGAGGCAGACAAGCUUGCGACUCGUGUAGGUAUCAUGAAACGCAAGAUGCUGGCUCUUGGUUCUGUCAAUGAAUUGGGCAAACAGUACGGCGAUGCUUGGGUUGUCCAACUCGUGUUGAAGUCAGCGCCAGAGACGACCGAAGCCGAGAUGGAGAAUGUCAAAGAAUGGGUACGACACAACAUACCCGGCGUCCAGCUCGACAAAUGGGGAUGCCGAGGUGGUGGUCACGGACAAUUGCGCUUCAAGGUUCUUAAAGCUGCUACUGCUCCUGGAGCUUCCGAGACUGCACAAGCAGACGGACAGCUCAAUGAGAAGUCCACAGCUGCAGAUACAAUCCAACAACUCCCCUCCAACACUACCGAAAACAAUGUUGUCCAGAGAACACUUACAGGUCCGGAUGGAAUCGGCGGUAUCCCAGGCCUUAUCCAAAUCCUCGAGUCCGUUCGCGAAGACCUCGGCCUUGAAUACUACUCCGUCAGUCCCACGACCCUCGACGAGGUCUUCCUUCGAGUCGUCGGCGAGGAGGAAGAGGAAGAGCCUAAAAAGAAGUCGCUGCUGAAGGGCAGGUUCUCUGGGAAGGGGUGCCUAGGCUUCUGCAUACCAGGCUAAGACAAAUCAUAGAAGCACGAAACAGCCACAGGCAAGGGGCAGCGUGGGAAUUUUCUUUGUUGAUACCUAUUACUUGCU
Aaosphaeria arxii CBS 175.79 is the source of this 5127-nucleotide messenger RNA. RefSeq names its product nod factor export ATP-binding protein I. Gene Ontology annotation, molecular function: ABC-type transporter activity; ATP hydrolysis activity; ATP binding. Gene Ontology annotation, biological process: lipid transport; transmembrane transport. Gene Ontology annotation, cellular component: membrane; intracellular membrane-bounded organelle. The transcript is spliced from 3 exons. The coding region runs from base 166 to 5049 and encodes 1627 amino acids. NCBI's taxonomy places the organism in Eukaryota, Fungi, Ascomycota, Dothideomycetes, Pleosporales. The record is from RefSeq and is a predicted model, not a curated record.